This is a messenger RNA of Drosophila montana, 6030 nucleotides long. RefSeq names its product centrosomal protein 164 (gene Cep164). NCBI's taxonomy places the organism in Eukaryota, Metazoa, Arthropoda, Insecta, Diptera, Drosophilidae. Bases 344 to 4807 code for a protein of 1487 amino acids. The record is from RefSeq and is a predicted model, not a curated record. The transcript is spliced from 4 exons. Gene Ontology annotation, molecular function: protein binding.
UAGCAACAUUAACGCAUUGGCAACAUUCGCUGCAGUUGGCAACAUACGCUCUCAAUAGCCAAAGUCGACGGGGCAGCAGAAUCGGUCACAUUCGAUUUUCGCCCUAAGCUCUAAAUUCGCUGCGACUGCUGCCGGCUACGCACACACACACACCAACCCACACACACACACAGGAUGCUGCUCAAUACUUACGCAACGCUGGCGACAUCUGACGGCGUAAUUAGCCAACACUAACCGUAGCUGCUCGAAUUCGCAUUCAAACAACAACAACGACUAACGGCAAAAAGGGCAGCCAAAGAGAUAAGAAGAAGCAGCAGCGGCAGCGGCAGCGGCAGCAACAGCCAUGGCCAACAACAGCAACUCGUCGGCAACCGCAUCGCUGGCCACAACGCCGGCGACGACGCCAACAGCGCUGACAACGGCGGCAACAACAGCCAAACGGUUGGGCUACACGGCCCCCGCGGCCACCGCGUCGGUCAUCUGCGAGGAGGUCUUCGAUGAGGCCUGUUUGCCAUCUUCCGAGGAGAUAAACGAUUAUGCGACUCUGAUUGGCAUCGAGCCGAGCAAGGAGCCGCAUCUCUUGUAUCUGGCCAAGGAGGGGCUUAUGGCCGCAUUGCCCCCAGAGUGGAAGAUCUGCUAUUCGGAGGAGAAGAGCGGCCAUUAUUAUUACAAUACGCGGACAAAGCAGUCGCAGUGGGAUCAUCCGUUGGACGCCGUCUAUCGCGACCUGGUGGAGCAGACGCGCCAGCGGCUGCUGUUGGGCACCGGGUCAGCUGGGGCUGCCACGCCCAUUAUUGAUAAUUCCGACGAUGUGUCGCAGCUGGACUCGGGCAUACGCAGCAUGCAGGGCACCGACGAGCUGCUGGACGACAUGAGCUCGCCCCUAAACAAUGUGGCCAGCCACCAGCUGGCAGCUGGCACAGCAGCAGGAGCAGGAGCAGGAGCAGGAGCUGGAGCUGGAGCUGGUGCUGGGAGCAGCGGCAGCAAGUCGCAUGCCAGCACAUCUGCCGCUUUUCCGGGUCCCAGCGGGUUUAGCGGCGGGGUCAGCCGCUUCCUGGAGACGCGCGGCAAGAGCUUCGGGCCGAUCUUCCAGCCGGUGAAGAACACGCGCUUCGAGGUGGCCAAAACGAAUACGCAAAUCAGUUUGGCCAUGAAAUUCGGAUCAACGUCGGCGGGCAGCUCCCUGGCGGAGUCACAGCCUCAGUCGCAGUCGCAGUCGACGCUGGAGCAGCGCAAGAGCGGAUUUCAGCUAUCCGGCACCGGGGCCAUGUUCCUCAAGUCGCGCCGCCAGCUGGAACCAACGGGCGCAACGGAGGCGGGCGGAAAUCUGGUGACGGGCAAUGCCUAUGGCGUCAAGGGCAUAUUGCGGGACACCAGCUUAACGGACAUGCGACGUCGCUACGAACGGGACGAGGACUCCACGACGACAACAACAACAACGACGGCGGCGGAGGAUAAGAAGAGCGUGCGCUUCAAUCUGGUGGAGACGCAGCGCAUCUGCAGUUCGCCCGUUGAGGAGGAGAAUGCGCGCAAGCAAAACCAAUCCCCAGAGCUGUCGGACGAGGAGGCGGCCGAGGUGGAGCACGAGGAGCAGCACGAACAGCAGCAGGUAGCUGAGGACGAGGACGAGGACGAAGACGAAGAGGAUGUGGCAGCAGAGCACGAAGACAAUGCCGAUGUCGACGACGACGUGGAGGAGGAGGAGGAGGACGAGGAGGACGAGGAUGAGGAUGACGACGACGAUGAUGUCUGGGACGAGGAUGUGGCCGACCCGGACGCCAUGGUGGGCAUGUGCAGCCUGAAUCCCUUCAUCAGUGACUCGCCAAAAGGCAUCCGGAUCAUCAGCCUGCCCAAGGCGCAGACCAUACAAAUGCUGAAGGCGCAGGAGGAUCUGCCCGGCCACCAGCUGGGCGGCAAGGCAGACCGGCUGCCGGGCGAGACGAGUAGCUAUCUGGACAAGCUGAAGGAGUGCGCCGGCGGGGCGACAGUGAAGCCCCUGUACGAGGACACCGACUCGGACUCGAAGGGCAGCUCGGUGCGCAGUUUCAUUAUCAACAAAUCGGAGCAGGAUAAUCCCUUCGACCACGGCCACGAUCUCGAGCAGCUGCAGCGCAAAUCGAUGCAGGCCCAGGCGCAGAUGGCCAGCGAAAAGCUGGGCCUGCGCAGCCUCAAAAUGGCCAGCAAGCUGGUCGGUCUGCUCAAGAGUAAGGAGCAGCAGCAGGGGCAGCAGCAGGGGCAUGCUCCCGUCGGUAGCGAGAUGCUCAGCGAGGCGGCUGCACUGCAUCAGCUGCAGCUGCAGGACAUGGAGGCCAUCAAGCGGGAGCACGAGGCGCGCCUCAAGAGCCUGCGCCACGAGUACGACUCGCGGCUGAGCGCCCAUCAGCACCAGCUGGAGGAGGCGUUCCAGCUGCAGCUGGAGGAGUAUCGCGGCCAGCUGGAGCAGCAGCUGCAGUCGAAGCGCGCCCAGGUGGUGCACGAGCACAAGCAGCGCAUGGCCACGCUGCAGACGAACCAUGCCGAGCUGCUGCACGAGCUGGAGCGCGAUCUGCGCUCCGAGCAGGAGCUGCUGCGUCGGGAGCACGCCACAAAGCUGAGCCAGAUGCGCGACAAGCUCAGCCACGAGCUGGAGCUGGAGAAGCAGCGGCUGCGCGACAAUGGCGAGGAGCGCCUCUACGAGAAGGUGCGCUGCGAGAAGCGCCUGCUGGAGGACAAGUAUCGCUGCCUCAAGGAGAAAUAUGUGCGGCUCAAGACCGACGUCAAGCUGUCGCUGGAGCGGCGCAGUCGACGCCGUGAGGCGCAGGCGCUGCAGCAUCAUCACCAGCAGCGGCUGGAGCGCGGCCAGGAUCAGCAGCUGGAGCAGCAGCUGGACCAGCAGCUGGAGCAUGGCCAGAGCAAUACAACGCAUACAACAACCACAACCAACUCGGAGACGGAACGCUCGCUCUCGCAGAAGCCAUCGAUUGGCAACAGCGAGAACCGUUCGCUCAGCUACUCGGAACAGGCGACAGCCGGAGCUAUCGGCGGCAAGCUGAAGCCGCCUGUGCCGCCCAAGACGCACCUGAGCAAGCCGCCGGGCAUUGCCAGCAAGUACAUCAAGCAGCUGCAGCUGCAGGACGACACGAACACCUCGCUCAGCCAGUCGGACACGACCAUAUCCAACAACUACAGCAAGGGUCGCUAUCUGGCGGCGCCCACCACCACCGCGAGCACCGUCGUCGUGCUCAGCGAUAACGGCAACUCCGACUCGGAAGCGGCGCGAGACCAGCAACAUCAGGAGACCAACAACAGCAGCAACAGCAACAACAACAACAACAACAACAGCAAUAACAACAACAACGGCAAUAACAAGUUGUCGACGCCCCGCAAGAAACUGUUCUCGCGGACGAAGUCGGCGUCGACGUCGCGCCUCAAUUCGGAUAACUUCAAGCAGCAGGUGGAGCAGCAGCGUCCGUGCACGCCGGUCGAGAAUCUGCGGCAUCAGCUGCAGAAGCUCGAGGAUCUGGAGGAUCAAUUCCCGGAGCACACGCUGGACACCACCUAUCAUCUGCGCUAUCCGUUCACGGACAUCACCGGGGAGCAUGCGACAGCUGUUGGCUCCGUGGUUGGCUCCGAGCUGGAGUUCUUUAAGCAUCGCAUCCACUUGGAGCGCGACUCGGUGCGCCGGGCCAAGGAAUCGCUGCGCACGCAGCGCACCAACUUUCGGGCACGCCAGCGCGAGAUAAAGCAGCGCCACAAGAGCCUGGCACUGGCCGCCGCCACCCGGCACUCCUUGGACCAGCUCAUUCAGGAGGAGAAGGAGCUGACCGAAAUGGAGGUGAAUCUGCAUCGGACGCGUGCGCUGCUCGGCGAGAAGGUCAUCCGCUUGCGUCACCUCGAGCAGAGCCUGUUGCGCAUCUACGAGAAGGAAAAGCAGCCGAGUCUCGAGCCGGAGCCCAAGGACGAGGCUGCCACGCUCAGCGAUCUGUCCUCGCACUCCAGCUCCGGCUUCAGCAGCACUGACUUCGCCAGCGGCGCCGAUCUGCACAAGCGCAAGGAAUACUUCCAGCAGGAGUCUAACGAAUGCAUACAGAAUCUCGAGAUACUCAAUGCCGAAAUACGCGAAAUCCUCGACAUACUCAGCCACAAGCAGCAGCUCCAGCACCAGCAGCAGCUCCAGCAGCAGCAGCAUCCGCAUCCGCAUCAUGCGCAACUGCAUCAGGCACAUGGCCUGGCCAUGGCCAUGCCGCUGAUCUCGCCCAACGAGCUCAGCUGGUCGCACAUGCUCAGCCAGCAGUCAUCCCUGGGCGCCACACCCGGCACGGCCACGGUCACGGGCAACGGCAGCGGCACGGCCAGCGCUGGAUCCAAUCCGAGCAUCAGCGGCAGCGCGCUGCAUGCACCGCAAUCGAUACCGACGCUGGCGGAUCGUUUGGAGACCUAUCGCCAGCUGGCCGCCGGGCGCAUGCACAGCUCGAUGGGCGGCGCGAUAUUGGCGGCCAAUACGAUUGUGUCGCAGAGUCCGCGCGCCGUCAACUACACGACCAGCCUGGUGGAGCGGACCCGCGACUUGCGCAACUGGCUGCGCCAGGCGAAGACCGAGCACGAGCUGCUCACCGGCAUGGGUGUCCAGCACGGCUUGGCCCUCCAUGCGGCCACCACCAGCAGCAGCUCGGUGCCCGGCAUCAGCGGCAUCAGCGGCAUCGGCGGCAUCGGCGCCGCCGUCGGUGGCCAUUCGGCUGCCAGCGGGGGGGCGGUGGGUGGUGGUGCGGCGGCGGCGGCGGCGGCGGCGGGCGGCAAUUGCUCGACUGCUGCCCAAACUAAUUUGUAAGCGCAAGCCCCAAGCACGCACAUCUAGUCCAUGGACAGAGUCUAUAGAUACCCUCUAAAAAGAUAAGUAGCUGUAUUUAGCCCAUUUUUAUGCCUUUUGUGUCUGCCUUUUACUCAGCCUAGCAUUGUUUUUCACUGAGUUGCCACAGCUGCGCGCAUACCCUGUAAAUGCUUUUACAGGGUAUAUCCUCGUGCAGCUUGAUUGUUUUAGUUAUAUCUAAGUUUUAAGUGUUUGGACAACUUGUUUUAAGCUAGUAAGUUGACUAACCUACCAUAAAAACGAAUAUCUAUAUAUAUAUACAUAUAUACCCUAUAAUUUAUUGCAUAUAAGGUAUGCCCACAGUUGGCCCGACCAAGCGGCGCUCAACUAGAGAAAUCACAGUCGAAUGGCAAACAAAAGCGAAAUCAUUGAGAUUCUAACUAAGUACAUUAACUGCAAGUUAAUCUGACUGUCAUAGUUAAUUAGCAGCUUACACUGAAAGAAAAAUAAUCAUAAUUAGUCAGCCAAAUAAUUGAUUGUUGCAAAUAUUUGGGCCCCGCAAAUGUUUAGCCAACCAAUUCGCAUCAAGUUCACAAAAAGCUCUCGAAAAUGCGAAUAAACCAAGAGAUAUUCUAAAAAAAAAAUAUCUAUAAAGCAAAUAGAUAAAAGACAGAAUAGAAGAUAAACCAAAUAAAAACAACUAACUUCGGCGCGCCAAAGUUGAAUUACGCUUGCAGAGCUGAAGCCCAUAUAUAGCCGGAAAUAUUUCCAUAUGAAAAAUCUUAUUUACUUUUUGAUUUUUUACCUGUUUAUGCAAUGAUAUUGUGGUCCGUUAUUAACAAGAUUUUGCGGGGAUCUUAAACGCGAAGUAAAGCUACGUUUAGUAAGUAACUAUAUAAAAUAGUUGUCCGAUUUGAGUCUGAAGUUUGACUAUAUCUUUUCAAUGCCAAGAGGAUAACUUAUAGGCUAUAUUGGCACGAUCCAGCCCAUUCCGAUUUCUAGCUGAACCAGAAUAUAUAUAUCAUAACGGUAUACGCCUGCAAGCGUGUAAAACCUAGAUAGUUUUGUGUACUCUUAUAUUUUAUAUAAAUAUAUAAAUAAUUAUUUUGAUAUAAUUUCUGAAUCUGACUAAAAACUUAAAAUGCACAACUAAAUACUUUAUAUAGCAACUUGAAGAACUAUCAAAAACUAUAUGUGUUAUAUAAUUAACAAUGAUGAAUUAAAAAAUACCAAAGACAUCAAAA